ACAGUUAUCAAACGUAGAGUUGUAGAAAAACAAACACUUUAAGGAGAGUUAAAAAUGAACAAACCGUGCGAUUUUAGUAAACGAUGUCGAACUUGUUUAAGUCAAACAAAAGGUUUACAACUUCUCACCAAAAUGGUAUUUGAUUUGCCUCAGCAACAAAGAACAUUUGCCGAUUUACUUUACGAAGUAACCAACAUAAAUAUAUCCAAAGACCUGGACACAUCUGAAAUGCCACAAUACCUUUGCCCUGCUUGUUUGCGAAAGCUAAAAUCAUCACAUGCAUUUAUAAAACAGGCUAAAGAAGCCGAUGAUAAAUGUUUGUCCAUGUUAAGAGAAAGAAUGAUGGAGAAUUGCAUGAACGAAACCGAAAUAGAUAUAAAGCCAUCAUCCUUGGAAAUUAAAAUAGAAACAGAAGAUGUGGAAUAUACAGAUCAACACAUACAUGAAAUAAAAGAGGAGAACCAGGACUGUCCCAUGGAUAAUUCUUUAGAAGAUGAUGCUAGCAUAAGUAAUCAGGAUCAAAACAAUACCAAACAGCAAGAUUUUAACGACAUGAGUGAUAGUGAUUGGUCUAAAGAAGAAAGGGAUGCUGAUAGUGAAGCAGAUUCCUCAAAUUUUAGCAGCGAAGAAGCCUUUAAAAGCCCUAGCAUGUACGCACAUAAAAAGAAACCUAAAAGUAAGACAUCGGCCUGGGAAAAAUGUGAUCUGAAAGAUGAGAAUCAGGAUAUUGCGGCACCAUGUUCGCAGUGCGAUAAGAUUUUCAAAAACUCCAAGGAAUUAAAAUGUCACCUGAAAAAUGCCCACAUUCCGGAUGAUGAAAAGUGUGCCUGUCCUUUGUGUGGUGCUACAUUUACUCGUUCUUGCAACAUGUAUUAUCAUAUGCGUACCAUACAAGGACCAGAAACGGUUACAUCAUUACUUCCCAAAAGAGAACGAACCCAUCAAUGUGAUAAAUGUCCCCGAAAAUAUUCAAAACUGAAAUAUUUAAAAAGUCACAUCAAAGAAAAGCAUGAAGGUAAAGACGAACAGUCUGAUGUCCCAGAUGGUGAAAAAAUUCCCGCACCGGCAAAGAAAAAGACGGAAGCUCGUCGGCCUUUGUGCUCCAUAUGUGGCAGUUCAUUUCCCAAUAAGACUCAUCUGACAGUACACAUGCGGCGACAUACAGGAGAAAUGCCUUUCAAAUGUGAUCUGUGCGAUAGAGCCUUUCCCCGAAUAUCAGAACUUAGAUACCAUACUCGCGUGCAUACUGGAGAAAAACCAUAUAAAUGUAGUGUAUGUGAAAUGGCCUUUCGAGUUUCCUCAAAAUUGUCAUCCCAUAUGCGAUCCCACACCGACGAACGGCCGUAUAAAUGUAAAGAGUGUGAAAAAAGUUUUAAGUAUUCCAAAGAUUUAAAUAUCCACAUGCGCACUCAUACGGGCGAAAGACCAUACAGCUGUAAUGUGUGUGGCGUUACUUUUACACAAAGCAAUUCACUCAAGACUCACCGUAUGAAGUUGGGCCAUAUUGAGGAAAGUAUGCAAACUACCAGUAGAUUUAAAUGGGAGGGAAUAAAUAUUGAAAAUAGUUAAUUUUACAAACAACAUUGACUACGGUUUUUUAUAGCGGCGAACAAGGACAUCAAUAUCAAUUUCAAAUAAAACAAAAAUCUGGAAAAGGAUCCGUUUCAACAAAAAUGCGAAUAAGUCAAACUCUAAGCCAACAUCAAUAAAAACUUAUUCAGAAGGAAAUUAAACAAUUAAAA
Molecule: messenger RNA, 1742 nt
Organism: Stomoxys calcitrans (stable fly)
Lineage: Eukaryota; Metazoa; Arthropoda; Insecta; Diptera; Muscidae
Product: zinc finger protein 391-like
Exons: 3
Coding region: 55-1569 (504 amino acids)
Biological process (GO): regulation of transcription by RNA polymerase II
Cellular component (GO): nucleus
Molecular function (GO): DNA-binding transcription factor activity, RNA polymerase II-specific; zinc ion binding; RNA polymerase II transcription regulatory region sequence-specific DNA binding
Source: RefSeq, a predicted model, not a curated record